Molecule: messenger RNA, 5011 nt
Organism: Folsomia candida
Lineage: Eukaryota; Metazoa; Arthropoda; Collembola; Entomobryomorpha; Isotomidae
Exons: 2
Coding region: 1929-4304 (791 amino acids)
Molecular function (GO): protein binding
Source: RefSeq, a predicted model, not a curated record
AGAGCGUUUGUAGUUUCGUGACAGUUUUGCCAACACCAUGUACUCUUUUAUCUGAAGCUAGUCAUUGUAAACAUGUGAUCAGCUCAUAUUUCGCUGAAUAUCUAAAUGUAUAAAUAUCCCAAUUGUAAAGGGAUAAAUGAGAAAUUAUUCAUAAUUUCUGGAAAUAAAGGAUCUAGUCAAGCAGAUCUGCCGCAAAUCGUCAUAUUUAACUUUUGAAUUUUGAAGUGUUUUCUCAUCUUCCAAGAUAUGUGUACACGCGACCUAUCGUCUCACUAUUAGUAAUUUGCUUAAUUAUUUGGGCUACUGAUACAGACUCUUAUAUGGAUUUCUUGCACGAAAAAAGUAUUCCGUAAUUCCUUCAUUAUUUUUGGAAAGAGUGCACACUCUAAAUAAAAAUAACUAAAAUUUACUCCAGGUUGAGUAAAAAAGAGGAUGACACAACCGAAACGUAAAAUUUACCCAACCAAAAGGUAAAAUUUACCCAACCGUUGUGCAAAAUUUACCGAACGGAUGAACAAAUUUUGCCCAACGGUUGGGUAAAUUUUACCUUUCGGUUGUGUCAUCCUCUUUUUUACUCAACCAUGAGUAAAUUUUAGUUGUUUUUAUUUAGAGUGUACAAUUAACAUUAAUGUGCUGGUCUCCCUUGUUCAGCGGACGAGCAUAAAGUCAAUACUUAUACACGUAUAUAUGUAUAUAUACCACGCAUAUCCAGAUAUCUACGUCGUACCCACAAACUCUAAAUUUGCGUCAAAUCCUAAUCAAAUCUGAUCGAUUAGAUCACUGAUUUUCCGAGAAUGAAAUUUAUCAUUUAUUACUUUACGAUGGGGGAUAUUGGUAAAUAUUAAGCGAAAUAUGCACUUUACACAAUUUUAUAAUUCACUCUGGCAUCCGACAAACAUGCUGACGCAAAUGCAUGCACAACUUGUCAGAAGUAUGGAUUUAUUCCUGCGUCGCUUUUUAUUUAUUUGAUAAAACUGCGAGAUACGUAAUUUUAACAAACCGACGCACUGUAACGUUAUUUGAAUUUUCGAAAUUCCAUAAUAAUAAUAAUUAUUGAUACAUUUAAGAAACCUAUUUUACCAGAAACCUUGAUCGUUUCAUCUACAUGGCAUUUCUUAAAAAAUCAUUUAUAAAAAUUCAUUGUUGAAAAAAUCCUGUAUCUAUAAAAAUAUUUUAUAAAUAUAAAUACAUAUACACAAACUUCAGGUUACUAUUUUUACCUAAUUGUAAACAUUGAUCAAAGAAGAAAAUAGAGAAACGACGACUUAUGCUUAAGAGUAAAAUGUGUGCGUCAUUUGUUAAACCAGGUUUUUGGUUUUAUACAUAAUUUGGUUUCUAUCGCUAAAGACAUGUACCUGAAAAUUUGGCUUUUUACCUGGACAAGAGCAUGAAUGAAAAACAAGGAAGUAGCCUAAAUUCAAGUAAUAAACCAGUCCAGUAGACAAAAUAUAAAACAAUCAAUGAAUGGAAACUUAAGCUGGACAAUACGUCCAAAUAAUUUUUUAACUUACGUAUUUAGAAGUUUCUCAUUAACUUUAUCAUGAAACAACUUUUAACUUUAGACAAAACAUUUGAUCAUAAAACUAUAGUCAACAGUAAUCAAGGCAGAUGCGGUGUGAAAUUCGCACUGGGAAUCUUUAAUACAUAAUUGCAUGUUCCAUUCACCUGUAAAAUUGGAAAUUGUUAUCUCGCCAAUUGUAACAGAUAAGUAUAACUAUGCGAUAUAACUAUGCGAUACCGAUAAAUAUGCGCUUCAGCGUUGCAAAAGUUAAUAACCCGCAACCUUGAACUUGAACUCAAUCAGUCGUGAUAGAAAUCCCAGUCAAAACUGUCAAAUUGGGCAGCCUCACUUCAUAUUAAAAACGCUACUCAAUAUUCCUGAAAGGCCAAAAUUACAAUAAAAUCUAAACUACUUCGAAUUAUCCAGUAUGUCAACUAAUUUCCCUACUCGUGAAGUGACAAAAAUCCUAAUUUACGAGGUGAGCCUUAUCGAACAAAGGGAAUGGUUUGCCGAAUUACUUGGAAUUAACCCAGCCCGUCGGAAGCAGUUAGGCAAUAAUUUCAAUACCGGGAAUAUUUCAGGUGAACAAUAUUUCUUUGAUUUGUUGUCGGCAUGGGUGCAACGUUUAGGGAGGGACGCUAACAUAACCAAAUUUUGUGGUAUCCUUGAGGGCGCAGAGUUUAAGCACGCUGCAGAAAUGGUCAAGACUAUGGCUGACGCGCUUAGGAGAGUAGACGACUUAUCAAGGCAUGCCGCUCGGGUGCCACAUUUAUCAAAGCCAUUUGUUGGACGGACACAAAAGAAGAAAGAACUCAUCAGUAACAAGACCGUCACGAAUGGAUGCAUCAUUUACGGACCGGACGGGAUUGGGAAGACACAGUUCGUCCUAAAAACCUUCGAGGAGGAAGGCAUCAGCUGUCAUUUUCUUAAUGGCGAAAGCAUUACGAAUUUGAGAGCAUCGUUAGAAAUGUAUGCCAGAGAACUUAACUGCAACAUUAAAAAGGGAGGUAGGGAAAAAUCGUUGACUAGAUUAUUCAAAUCCGUCUGUGAUAGGAAGAAUGGUACCAAGUUGGUCACCGUUAUCGAUGGACUUAACGGUAACGAUGAUGAGUUGACCGAGGUAAUAAAUAAUUUCAGUCAGCAUUGUCCCAGGGUUAAUCACUUCUUCGUGAUCACAACGAGAAAUACCAAUUUACACUUCAACAAUGAAUCAACCAGAUUUUGGAGUUAUCUGGAAUUACCCGUUUUCACAAAUGAAGAAGCCGACCAAUUUGUAAAAACGAUUCUUGCAGAUGAGAAUGCACACGAUAUCAGGGAACUUAAUGAGGAAUUAGGGAAUUAUCCAAAUCUAAUUAACCAAGCGGUUUGGAAAAUUGAACACACCAAGUACACGAAACGUGGGCUCUAUUCAAUUAGAAAUUUCUUGACUUACUACUUAAAGAUUAAAAAAACCCUUGAAGAAAUUAAUGUUCCUAUCAGCACAAUCAUGCAGGUGGUAAUAUACCAACUUUUCAAUUUCGAGAACCCUGACAAAGGGUUAGCAGCUCCAAUUCUGGAACUGCUAGCAUUCGUGAAGGCCGAUGGAAUUAGGUUGACGGACUUGAAAACUAUUUCACAUUAUUGGCAAGGUAUUGAUGUAAGUAGAGUAGAAGAGUCCAUAGGAUGGCUUAAUAAAUAUUCCUGUAUCUCGGAUUAUACUGAUUCUGGAAGUAGCGACAGGAUCAUAUCUAUUAAUCCAUCCCUGCAAGACGUUGUAAAAUUAUGUUUGCGUAAAUUAUACCCUGAAGAAAAUAUGGAAGCAUUACGUCUCAAACAUUUUUUCGACAAAUUGCCACUUAAUUUUAUAGAAACUUCACAACCAAGCAGACUUGCCCAAUUGGCUGGAAUCUGGCAGAUUUUUUCUAAGGCAUAUCUUACAACGUAUCAUAUCCCGCAUGAGAUGGCAAAGCACAUACAUGACAGAUAUGAAAAGCUGGGGCUUUUCUCAAGCGCGGAGUCGUUCAUUUUCGAUCAGCUAGACAAAUUUAUAGAUAUUUUAGGCAAUGACGAUUUAGGCACCUUAGCCAUCCGUAAAAUCUGUGGUAUCGCAAAGAGGAAUGUGGCAAAGUUUCCAGUGGCGGAAACCCUAUUUCGGGAAGUGCUGGAUCAAGAAAGGAGACAAUUAGUCGAAAACGUCCCAGAAACGCUGGAUAUUGAACAUUGGAUCGUGUCGAUGUUAUGGAGACAAAAAAAACGCGAACAGGCAGAAACUGAAAUCAAAGAUUUGAUUGAAAGAUGCAAAGCUGCAGGUGUGCAAACAAUCGAAAUGAAGGCUAAGCAUGUGCUAGGGUUGAUUCUAGGGGACCAGAAAAAAUUCAAAAAUAGCUUACAAAUACAUGUUGAGGUAUUGAAUUGGAGACAAAAAAAAUUACCUAGAGGUCACAACGAUAUUGUCGCGUCACUGCAUAACAUAGCGUAUUGUAAGUAUAAGUUGAAAAAUUAUGAUGGAGCUAUUUCAGACUUUAUGUACAUCCUUGGAAACUUCAGCAAAUCGCGAACUUUUGCUGAUUACUUGAGAUCAAAGUAUUGGAUAAUUAUGUGCGUAUCAGAAAAAGUUGGGGAAAGUCGACCCGAAAUAUUGUCCAGAUGCAUCAGCAAAUUGACCGAACUUCUUGGAAGCCAGAAAUUUCUCUUGCGUAAAAAUCAUCCACACAUUUUGGACACAGACAAGAGUAUAAAAAACUUUCAAGAAAAGUUAUCUAAAGAAAGGAUAUGCAACCGUACUCUGUUUUUCCGAGAUGUUAAUGGUUUCUUUUUGCGAUGAGCGAUUUAUUAGCGACAAAAAAAUCACAUUUAGUAAAUAUAAACCAUAUUUAACAUUAAUGAUAAAUAAUUGAAAUAUAUCUAAAUAGGACCAAUAUCUAUACAUAAAUGUUUAAAAUAUUUCAAGUAGGAUUUCGAAACAAAUCGUACGAUAAAAUUGUUGUGGACAACUGGUUUUGAGUAAGCAGGUUUUGAGGGAACUAAUUUUAAUUGUUAGAUUAUUAAUUUUAUUUCGUUCGCAACCAAAAAUGAGUAGAAUUAUCAAAUCGGAAAAUGAGAUGAUCACUUACGUAUUGUAUGUAUAUGAUUAGAAAUAUGCAUUGUUACCUUUCCAUGAAAUACCGUAAAUACUCUAUUUAUAGCCCUAUUCUAAUUAUAGCCGGGUCUGGAGGCCAGUAUUUCAGAAUUUUGGCCGGGUUUCUAAUUAGAGCCGGGUCUCUACAAAUCUGUAAUUAUAUCCUGUCUGGUCAACUGUAUGUAUUUCUAGGAUCUCUAGCAAAAUUCCGCACAUUCAGUUAAUUAACGAAUAAGAUUAAAUAUUAUAUACUCGUAACUAUAAAUUGCAUUUUUAAUAAGAAUGUAUACAAUUGUUACAAAAAAUUUGAAAAUCACCAAAUUUCGAUGAAAGACCAUGAUUUUAGUUUAGAUUUCAAGUGAAUGGUGUAUUACUUAAUUGCAUCUUGUUAAAUAAAAAAGAAAUUGUGUGAA